Molecule: messenger RNA, 504 nt
Organism: Meloidogyne enterolobii
Lineage: Eukaryota; Metazoa; Nematoda; Chromadorea; Rhabditida; Meloidogynidae
Source: the annotation of a GenBank genome assembly
AUGAAGUCUAUUCUCGAAAAGGAUGCUACGGUAGCUGAUAAUGUUAAGGGAUUGCUGCUAAAUGCUAGCGAUGACUUCAAUUUUGUAGUCAAAGGAGAACAACUAAAUGAACAAACGAAUACUGAUAAUGUUAUUAAACUUGACAUUAUCAGUAAAUUUAUUGGAAACCUCAAAAACAGCAAAAACGCUGAAGAUUUGAUUGAGAUACAGGAUGGCAACCAUUUGCCGAAGAAAAUUUCUUUGCCAGAAGUACUCACAGAGCUUGACAAGCUAAUGAUAAAGGAAACCGAAAAACAAGGGUUGCAAGAACGUAUGGCAAAACUUUACGAAUUAACACGCUACAGAAAACAAAUUAAUUCAAUUGUAAAUAAGACGAAGAAGGAAUUUUACUUUGUCCAGGAUGCUAACAUAUUUGAAGCUAUAGGAUUUAGAAUCAUGAGCUGCCUUCAUAAACUUAAUUCAGCUUUUGGCGAUUUUAUGAAAAAUGUCAUAAGGUAUUCCUAA